Aspergillus alliaceus is the source of this 871-nucleotide messenger RNA. RefSeq lists its product as uncharacterized. The record is from RefSeq and is a predicted model, not a curated record. Bases 203 to 511 code for a protein of 102 amino acids. The transcript is spliced from 2 exons. NCBI's taxonomy places the organism in Eukaryota, Fungi, Ascomycota, Eurotiomycetes, Eurotiales, Aspergillaceae.
UUUUUUUAGAAUGACGGGCAAUGUACUGUUCGGCCGGGUACUCUAUACAGUCUUUAUCAAGUGAACUGGGACCUACGCCAUCAUACCUUGCCGGCUAUUUAGGGUUCAGCCUUUGCGAGAAGAGCACACAUAGGGACGUGAACUCGUCUUCUCAUAGAGUGGCUUUCGACUAAGGAGCUCCAUCUUGGGAGAAAUACCAACUAUGUGCAGUAUACAUAUACGCCGCUCUUUUCCGGUCACAUUGUUUCAGGCUUAUUUUUGUGCUCGCGGAAAGAAUGCAUACGCCGUUGGUUGUCUGGUUAUUGGAUGUUUAGGGACAAUCUCGAUAAUGAUGAUAAGCUGCAGUGACAAGAUAGUCAUUUUACAUGCAAGAACGAGGCCCAUACGGACCAUCUCUGUUAAACCUACUUGCUUGAAUCAAACGCGGCUUGUAAGCUGGAGGUUCCAUUACAUCAUGGAUGAAAACCUGAAUCGGCAUACUAGGAUGACUGAGGCUCAGAUGAUUUUCUAACUGUCUCUACGUUUACCAUUAAUUCUUCCCUUUUUCUGUGUUCAACUCAACGCCAGAUAAUAAAGGAGACGGAAACUGAAUAAAAAGUGAGGACGCAGGGAAAGCAGACGUAUUUUGGACUCUAUACCUUUAAGGGUUACUUUAUCGCAGGAACGGGAACUGAGCUGGGCCUAACCUUGGAGGUAGGAUUCCGGUCGUACUAUGUGCGGCCGCAAAGGGCUGGUCGAGCUGAAUGGAUUUGGAUUUAGGACUAUGACUUGUUCAUGAAGGAUUGUUCGAGGCGAGCGGACCUUGGGCUCUCCUUUCUAGUCGAAAUGCAUGAUUUCUGUUCAAGACAUUGUCCGCUAAGGGAUGUUUGAG